AUGUCUGCUGGCGGCGACGAGGCUUCUGCUGCCGCGACCGGCUCGGUCUUCCGUAUUACCGACUUACCCAUCGAGACUCAGCGCGACAUUCUCUCCUAUUGCUCUCAAAGCCAUCUCAUCUGCGUCGCCCUUGUCUCCAAACAUUUUCAUCAUCUUGCUUCUGCUAUCCUAUACCGCGACUUUCACAUCAUCUUCCCCGACGAUGACGACCUUAGCUUCGGUUCUCCCGUGGACGGUCUCGCCGGUGGUCUCGACACCUUUACUACAAGCGAGUAUGAUUACGCCAGACAUCUACGAGACCUCUCUAUGGAUACGUUGAGUUCUGGUCUCAAGGGCGAACGCUCCUACCAACCGUAUCUAUACUCGUCUAGCUGUGGCAAGUUUUUCAAUACUCUGCUCUUUCUGACUCUCAAAAAAGCACACUUUCUCGAAUCCUUUCGAUGGAAUGUGCGAAUCGAGCUUAGUCGCACAGUCUAUAGACGACUACGAGAGCUCAAGUCGCUUCGCGCCCUGCAUAUCCGGAUGCAGGCCGGCGACUCGUAUUACUCCAGACCGCCGCCUCUUCCAAUCAGCUUCCAUCAGCACCAUUCCCCACCCAGCCCGGUCUAUGGUCAUUCGCACUGGUCUAGCACAGCUUUCCAGCCUAUUCAGUCGUCUAUGGCCUCUGCGCAUCCCAUCUCACACCAUGUCUCGCAGAACCAACCCCAUACACGAUCCCGGUCCGUGUCCAAGAACCGCGUUCCAAAGCAACCUCAAGAGGCUGCGAGACUCUCUGGCUUCAGAAACCUAACAUACUUGGCUGUUCUGGACAUUGAUGACAUGAACCUCGUAACAGAGAUAGCAGAUUCUGUCAAGCACUCGCAUUCGACCUUGACAGAGCUCAAGCUGUCUUUAUCCCGAGCUUUGGCCUCACAAGCUAGGAGAGCUUCGCAUGAGUCGGACGCUGAGGAAUCUACAGACGAAGAUUUUCCCGAUGCCUUGAACGCCCAGCACCCGAAUUUUGGGCCGCCUGAGCCCGUCCGAAAUUUCAGAGCUCAGGAGGAAUGGAAAAGGCAGGAACUUCUUCUUGGCAAAAUGCUCGGUGUUGAGCCCAGUCUCCAGAAGAGGCCUCAGAUGAAGCUAGACGCGUCUAAUACCAAAGCAGGGGAACCUACGACUGAUAAAGCUCCUGCUGUAGCGCCAGGGCAAGAGUUUAUCUCCUCUCUCACAGGCAUUUCAACCAAAUUACUAACUCUCCUGAACGGCACAAAAGAGUUUUCGGCAACUCACCAAGAAAUACUGAAUACGAUAGAACACGCUGCUCGGAAAUACGUCGAAUCCGGAGAGAUUCCAAGCUGGAAGCAAAACCAAGAGGCAGAUAAUCGGGCAACUGGCGAAGAGGAUAGCCAAGCACAACACGCGUCCACUUCUGCUGCCGCGAAUCUCGAGACUGUUGGAAAUUCUGGUACAGAGGUGCCAGCGGAGACUUCAAACACUCUCCCAACACGGCCAAAGCUAGGAGAUGUGCCACUGGCAGAUUUCAGCAUCAAAAAUAACGACCCAGGUGGAGAAACGUCUCUGGAUACCGCCCAGCUGCGUAACACAGCCGGCCCCAGAGAUGGUCUUGCCUCUGGUGAGCCUUCGUCUUCUCGAACUACCCAUUUUUUGUCCGUGGAAGAUCUUUCCAGACGUCGUUGUGACGAUGCUAGCUCUUCUCGGGGUAUGUUUGGGGGGAAAGCUGCUACGAGUACAGAAACUCAGAUGGAUGACUACAUUCGCAGCACCAGAGGCUUGUCCCUCGAAGUGUUGAAAAUUGAUCUCCUUCCCACCAAGGCUUCAGUGCUGUGCCGAGCUCUGAAUCUUGGAGCCCUGAAAGAAAUAACGUUGCUCAAUGUUGGCAGCCAGGCACCCAUCUGGACGGCCCUGGCCAAGGAAAAUGCCUCGAAACCGCUACCUCUUCGCAGCAUAUUUACGGACAAUGUUUCAAAUACAUUUUUAACAUUUGUGUCUCGUCUGGAGGAACUUGACGAGCUGUUUUUGCUGGAACGCAGCGUCGAUCACAUUCCUGCUAGCUUCACGCCGAGGGCCUCUGUCACCAUUGACCAGAUCCGUCGACUUGUGCUUAAGAAGCACAUACACACCCUCAAGCGCCUGAUGAUCAAAGACGAGUCCAAGGAGGCCAACUGGGAUGCCAACGAAAAGACAAUGGUUAUGAUUUGCAAUCAAGGAAGACAGCUAGAGGAGCUGGCAAUCAGCAUGAAUCGAAAUGCGGUGUAUUUUCACGAAUUGAUCAACCUUCGCGCCAUCAACGUCCUGCACUUUAAGAGCAACGAUACUUGCUUGUGGGUUGUUCGCGAAACACUGCGCUUCAUGGUCGACAAUCUCUCGCACUAUCCCGAGAUGAAGCUCGAGUGGAUCGCCAUGGAAGAUGACCGCGUCGACCGCGUGGUGCGGCCAGGCGAGUCAGAGGAUGACGAGUUUGGCCCGCACCGACUUUCCAGGUCCGACCAGCCCACCAUCACGGGGCCAUUUAACCCUCCCUCCGACCCGUCCUCCGGCCACGGCAGCGACAGUAGCCUCCCGCUGUUCCCCUCUGACGCACUUGGCGACAGCGACGACAGCGACGACGAGCAAGUCCACGACGGCGUAUCGCGGCUGCGGUACACGACAGUCGGCCCCAUACAGUUUUAUGACGUAUGGGGUAUCAAAAUCUUUGAAAAGGAGAUUCGCAGCGGACGUUUGUAG
Molecule: messenger RNA, 2724 nt
Organism: Cordyceps militaris CM01
Lineage: Eukaryota; Fungi; Ascomycota; Sordariomycetes; Hypocreales; Cordycipitaceae
Product: Cyclin-like F-box
Exons: 4
Coding region: 1-2724 (907 amino acids)
Molecular function (GO): protein binding
Source: RefSeq, a predicted model, not a curated record